This is a messenger RNA of Colletotrichum fioriniae, 480 nucleotides long. NCBI's taxonomy places the organism in Eukaryota, Fungi, Ascomycota, Sordariomycetes, Glomerellales, Glomerellaceae. The record is from RefSeq and is a predicted model, not a curated record.
AUGGUCAUAACCGGCGAUGCGGCGCAUCCAAUGCUACCUCAUCAAGGGCAAGGCGGUGCCAUGGGUCUCGAAGACGGCCUGGCUCUGGGUGUUGUGUUUGCCGGUGUGUCUGAUAGCUCUGAUCUCGAGAAGAGAUUAGAGCUCUUUGAGAAGAUCCGUCGAAACCGCGCCAGUGCGAUUCAGAUUCUUAGCAACGUCGGAACCGACCAGUCAAGUCUCGUAGAGAAGGACCUUUUGGAGUUCGUCGCAGCGGAUGAGAUACCGAAAAACCCGCAAGAAAACUUGGCUUUCAACUUUGGGUAUGACGUUGUCAAUGAGGCUAUCAAGAUCAUGGAAGAAUACGAUCCCUCAUCUCAUCUUCCUCAUGACUUCUUUGAGGAUGAUUCGUUCGACAUGACUCAUGUUAACGGGGAGCUGUCGAAAAUGAGUGGGCUUGGUUUCAUCAAGGUCGAGACAUGCAUCAACAUCGACACUGAAUGA